This is a messenger RNA of Chaetomium strumarium, 1575 nucleotides long. RefSeq lists its product as uncharacterized. The transcript is spliced from 2 exons. The record is from RefSeq and is a predicted model, not a curated record. Bases 1 to 1575 code for a protein of 524 amino acids. Lineage: Eukaryota; Fungi; Ascomycota; Sordariomycetes; Sordariales; Chaetomiaceae.
AUGUCCUCCACCACCAUUCUCCGCGAGCUAUCUGUUCCAAACCCAAAGGUGGAUAGUUCUAGGACCAAGCCCGGCCCGAACUCGCGCAAUGAGAAGUGGGAGGAUGGGCGUGACGAAUUGGUGAAAUGGGAGGACUUCAGCCUUUACACCAUGAACCGCCUCUACGGCCACAUUCUCCGCGCGAGCUGGGACAACCCACCUGUUUUCCAUCCUACCGAGGACGUGGAGGACCUUCGAAUCGGUAAUGAAGACUGUCUCGACCAUGUCAUCACGAAGUAUCUGCUGCCCUCGGUCAACCAGAGUCUCAUAUUUGCCAACACGGUUCAGCAUGCUGAGUACGCGGAGCUGGCCGGAGCCUUCCGACACAGCCCGGGGAACAGGGCACAUAUCGGUCGCGGUGGUCGAGCCUAUAACGGCGAUGACGGAGAUAUCCCGGAUUGGGCCGUCGUAUCCCCGGGAAUCAAUGCGGAUGGAACUCUGCUUCCUAGGAACCUCAUCCCCGGCGACACCAAGCUUGCCAUCAAGUUUAACGACGAGCUAGCAAAGAUCAAUCUCAGCCAGUACAGUUUGCCGCUAUAUCAGAUCCAAUAUUAUGCCAAGACGGUAGGCUCCCGUUACGGCUUCAUCAUCACCGAAGACGAGCUUGUCGUCUUCCAAUUUGCCCGGCCUUCCACUACGGGCACGGCCGCAACCGAGGGCGGAAAGGCGUUCGAUGACACGCACACGAACUUUGAUCUCACCUCUCCCAGGUCCGCCACGAUCCGCUGGUCAGCGGAAGGGGACGGGGUGAUGACUGUGCGUCUGGCGCUCUUCUUUCUCUGCAUGCUCGCCACAGAGCAUGACGGCGCCAACCUGGGCUUGGAUUCUUACCCGCCUUUACACUCGUGGACUCGAACCGGCGACAGCGAGUUCACGCACAACACCACAGGGCGAAUCGUCACCGCGCAGCCGCCCAACGGCCGCGUGUUCGAAGAGCACACUGCCACGAGUCGGUCGUCGGCAACCUCCAGGUCACCCUCGGCCAGCGGCAGGUCCACUCGCAGCACCAGCGCCACCAGGCGGACCCCUGACAGCCAUCAGGUUGCUGGCGGCGGCCAGACCGGUGCGGCCGCCAAUGUCAGCGUGCGCACUCGCGCCCAAGAAGCCACGCACACCGCUGUGGCCGAUAGCAUAGUCGUCGCCAGCGGGAGUGGUAUCACUAUUAGCAUGCCCAGGUCGGCUCCCAGUACUAACCACCCGGCUCGUGGUCAGUCUUCUCAUGCACAGCCCACCCAACCCGGGCACGCCCGCGGCGGCCAGCAUGGCCAUAGUGGCACCAACUCUCAUGCCUCUGCCACUGCCACUGCCACUGUUACUUUCACUGCUGCUGCUGCUGCUCCCACCACUACCACUGCUCAGGCUGCCACGGCUCCUCCAUCUCAGGGGGUUCCCCAGCCACGGAGAAGCGCGCGGUUGGAGGAGGCGGCCCGGCAGGCGAGUGCGGGAAGAGGACCUAGUGCUGCCAAAAGUGGCGGAAGUGGCGGUGGCAGUGGUGGCAAGGAUAGUAAGGGCGGCAGUCGUGAUAAGAAGAAGUAG